UUUAGUUUCGCUUUUCGUUUUGUCGACUAUUGUCUAAAAAAACUCGAAAGUCGAAACAAGACUUAAAAUUUUGUAAAAACAUGGUCAAGAUUGUGAAGCCGCAAGAAUAGUGCUCUUUUGUUUUGCUUUUCUGUUGGGAAGACUAGAUCUAGAUUUAAUCUUCAUUGUUCCUCACAUCAAGCUGUUCUCACAUUUAUCAUGGCGGUGACGUUGCAUACGGACGUUGGGGAUCUUAAACUUGAACUGUUUUGUGAACAGUGCCCUAUUACGUGUGAGAACUUUCUUGCUCUCUGUGCGAGUGGCUACUACAAUGGCAACCUAUUCCACAGAAAUAUCCCAGGCUUCAUGAUUCAGACUGGAGACCCAUCUGGUACUGGAAAAGGUGGUAAAAGCAUAUGGGGCUCCAAAUUUGAGGAUGAAUUCAGAGAAAGUAUCAAGCACAGUGCAAGAGGAAUGGUGUCCAUGGCCAGCAGCGGACCUGACACAAAUGGCUCCCAGUUUUUCCUGACCUACAGCAAGCAGCCGCAUCUGGACAUGAAGUACACUGUCUUUGGGAGAGUGAUUGACGGAUUUGACACGCUAGACACGAUGGAGAAACUUCCGGUGAAUGAGAAGAAUCACAAGCCCCUACAUGAGACAAGACUGAGGAGUGUCACCAUUCACGCAAACCCCAUAGCAGAGGCUAUUCAGCAAUGAGGAGGGAGGGGCUGGGCAUUUUGUUGGACAGGGUUGGUCUUGGGAUUAUGGAGUGGAAAGGGAGGUUGAUUUUAGAAAGUUAAUGAGGGAGAGUGUCAACUAUUUCUCAUAUGUGUUGAGGGAAAGAGUGCAUGGGUUCAUGCGUUUGUUUUUGAUAGAGAUGGAGGAGACCUGUGUUAAAAAAAAGCAAGGGGCAGCCAGCGAAAAUUAUAGCUCUGUUCUUGUCUUGAAAACUGAUGUUGAUUUGUGUAGAACAAAGGAGUUCAGUCACAGAAUUUUUAGAUUGUUUAUGCCAACAGAGAGAUUCUUGCUUGCUGAGUUUUUGUAAAGCAUUGUCUUUUGUUCAUACCAGGUGUUCAAAGUAGCCAUGCUCUAUGGAAGCAUUCAGGGCUAAGAUGAAGAUAAGCCUGGUUAAAAUUCCCUGUGAGGCUGUUUAGGGGAUAUUUCAAGACUGUCCACUAACUUGGCAUGGACCUGUUGCCGAUUGAAGUGACAUCAUACUUUAGGUCCUGCCUCUUUGAUUAACCAUACAGUGCUGAAUAGGGGUAUUAAACCAUUCUAUACAUCAUUCAUCAUGGGUAUUAUCUUGUCUGUGAGUGUGAGUGGGAGAGAGAGAAGAAGUUGUUGCAGUACAGAUGAGUCCACAGAGUGCUGACUGUCUUAAUGGAGCGGUUGAAGGGGAAUAAUGUGUUGUUGCAAGUUGUUUUGUUUUCAUACAUAUAUAUCAAAUAAAAAUAAAUAUUAAGCCAAAAA
Aplysia californica (California sea hare) is the source of this 1449-nucleotide messenger RNA. Its product is annotated as peptidyl-prolyl cis-trans isomerase-like 3. The coding region runs from base 199 to 696 and encodes 165 amino acids. Gene Ontology annotation, cellular component: catalytic step 2 spliceosome. Gene Ontology annotation, molecular function: peptidyl-prolyl cis-trans isomerase activity. The transcript is spliced from 6 exons. The record is from RefSeq and is a predicted model, not a curated record. Gene Ontology annotation, biological process: protein folding; protein peptidyl-prolyl isomerization. NCBI's taxonomy places the organism in Eukaryota, Metazoa, Mollusca, Gastropoda, Aplysiida, Aplysiidae.